Messenger RNA from Drosophila bipectinata, 829 nucleotides. RefSeq lists its product as uncharacterized. The record is from RefSeq and is a predicted model, not a curated record. NCBI's taxonomy places the organism in Eukaryota, Metazoa, Arthropoda, Insecta, Diptera, Drosophilidae.
CCCGGGUGCAGAGCAACUUCAGUUGAACGACGACUACCGAACCGAUCGCAGGAAACCCAGAAUCGUGAAGUGUUCUCUAGAGCAAAAAAUCAAACCGUAUCCGGAAGAUAAAAGUGACAUCAUGUGCAAAAGUGUGUUGAUUAGUUUGGCCUUUUUGGCUGUGAUUUCGGCUACCUUGGCCCAAUCAACUCCUCAAACCUGUGCUCAAGCCUCCAGUCUGGCCUUCGACAAUGCCGCUUACAAUGGAACAUGGUUCGAGGUGGCCCGCAAUCCCGCCCCAGCGGUGGGCUGCAUUACCUUGGAAGUGAAUGUUCAGCCACAGUACGUCCAGGUCAAUGUCAGUCACUCUAUUAGUACUACCAACCUUAAGACCGAAUCCCGCGAAAGUGCGAAUAUCACUCUGACUGCUGGCAGCACUCUUGGCUACAAUGUGUCCUUUGUGGAGGGCCAGGACACUACCUAUAAAUUUGUCAAGGUGCUGCAACUCAUUAACAAUACCUACCUGGUUGGCUGCACAUAUACGAAUGCCAACGAUGCUUCGACUAGUGCUGGAUUCAUUCUGGCCAAGUCCGGCUACAACUACACCCUUACCGAGGGAGUGAACAACAAUGCUUCUGCGCUGUACACCAACUUCCAGAGUGGUGUUGUGAACAACGUCACCCAGACUGGGUGCUUUGCCAACUCUGCAGGACAGACUCUGCCCAUGAUCACCCUCUUCCUGACCAUCGCCCUGCUGUUGAUAAAGGCCUAAAGAGGAUGGAAUCGACUUCCUGCAAUUCCUAGCCAUCAUAAAAAAUACUAGAGAAACUAAACCAAAAUGUUUGCCUAA